Molecule: messenger RNA, 2159 nt
Organism: Dissoconium aciculare CBS 342.82
Lineage: Eukaryota; Fungi; Ascomycota; Dothideomycetes; Mycosphaerellales; Dissoconiaceae
Product: cell division control protein Cdc6
Exons: 2
Coding region: 62-1990 (642 amino acids)
Biological process (GO): mitotic DNA replication checkpoint signaling
Cellular component (GO): nucleus
Molecular function (GO): ATP hydrolysis activity; DNA replication origin binding
Source: RefSeq, a predicted model, not a curated record
CUUCCACAUCAGCAGUGAGACCAGGCCCAAGACACACGCCUGCCACAGUCAGUACUUCGCAAUGUCCGCUACAGUUCUCGGCAAGCGCUCUCGAGCGAUAGAAACGACAGACACUUCAAAUGAAAAUGCAUGCACGAAGCGACGAAUUACGAUCGCAUCUUCGAAUGACGAGAACUUCAAUCCUUUUGUGACCCGGGGUCAACAUGAAAAUAUCGAUGGUCAAGACGACGAGUUGUUGGGUGGUGAACAUAGUCGCAAAAGGACUCGAAACAUAAUAAUAGCAUCAGUACGAAAGAGUCCUGCCAAGUUGAAUACGCACGAAGCACUAGAUGUUGUCUCUCCUUCUCGAAGGGAUGCUUCGUCUCGCAAGAGGUCAAGAUCAAUUGUGGACAUUUAUCAGGACGGCAACUCCGAACGGGACGCCUUCCCCCGGACUCCAAGACACCGUGAUGCAUUGCAGAAGGUUGCAGUCACGCCGCGACACCGAGUCCUUGUUGCCGGAGAUCAGAAUACACCUCGUUCGGCAAAGAAGCUGGGCACGCCAUCCCACACUUCCACCUCGAUAUUCAAUCAAGCGCGCCAACUCUUUGCUCGCUGCUCAAAUCCUGGCAAAAUCGUGGGUCGCGAUGCCGAGCGGGCGGAGCUCGCACAAUUCGUUCAAUCACGCGUCAAAUCACAAUCUGGCGGUUGCCUAUAUAUUUCCGGGCCACCAGGAACUGGCAAGAGUGCAUUACUCGGCGAUGAGAUAUCGCAAUGGUCAAAGGACGAAAACAUCAAAGUCUCCGUCAUCAACUGUAUGAGCGUUCGGAGCACAAAAGACCUUAGCCAAAAACUGGCAGACGAUCUCGACCUGCUAGACGGAACCGGUUUCGAUUACAUACGCUCAAACUUUAUGCAACGCAAAAAUGCAGCCCAUAAACAAUUCUUGGUGGUGUUGGACGAGGUCGAUUGCCUCGUGGAUCUGGACCUGGCGCUACUUUACAGCCUUUUCGAAUGGUCUCUUGAAGCCGAAUCGCGCCUGAUUCUGAUUGGUAUCGCCAAUGCCCUGGAUCUCACUGACCGUCUAUUACCCAGACUCAAAACACGGAAUCUGAAGCCAGAUCUUUUACCUUUUAUGCCAUAUACCGCUACUCAGAUCGCGGAGGUUCUGACGGCAAAAUUGAGAAGUUUGGUUGGUGAGGAAUCACAGUCUGUUCCUUUCCUCCAACCUGCAGCCAUUCAGUUUUGCGCGAAGAAAGUCGCCGCUCAGACUGGUGACCUCCGUAAAGCAUUUGACAUUUGCCAGAGGGCCAUCGACCUCGUCGCGAGUGAGACCCGUGAUCGCCAAGAGGAGAAAAGUCUCCACGAUAGCCCUUCCAAGAUACCACUUAUGGAAAACUGCAAUCUGGCGUCCCCUCACUCGCCCGCAACACCCUCGAAAACGCAAUCCGCUUUCACAAUCGAGACAGCACCGAAGGCCACAAUCGCACACAUCGCCCGUGUCACUGCGCAAGCCUUUGGCAACGGAGCUACACAACGCCUUGUGGGCCUCAAUCUUCAACAAAAGGCCGUGCUCUGUGCUCUUGCUGCGCUUGAAAAGCGGAAACGCGAUGCACAGAUGCAAAAAGUCAUGUUCUCUACCCCAUCAAAGACCGGCCACAGCACCGCUCCGACGAUCAAACAGCUGUUCGAAACCUAUUCGGCACUAUGCAAGCGCGAGAGACUGUUCCACGGGCUUUCCAUUCUCGAAUUCCGCGAUGUGGUCUCGGGUUUGGAGGGCUUGAAUCUGAUCUCGCCAGCGGAUGGGCGCAGUGGAAGUUUCGGUACACCACUUACUCCAUCCCGAACGCCGAGCCGCAGAGGCAAGAAUGCUUUCGCAGGCCCGACAGCUAUGGGGGAUGAGCGACGAAUGGCAAGUGCUGUGUCGAAGAAGGAAAUUGAAUCUGCCAUCCAGGGUGGACCAGGUGGAGAGCUCUUGAAGGAAAUGUUGGAGGGUGAGGUGACAUUAUGAGCGGAAAGAUCAGGCAAGCAUGUCGGUUUCAUGAGAUAGAUUUGCGGCGCAUUGUUUUGAGCAUGUUCACGCCUUUAUGAUGAGGACUUGAUUGUAGUCACGAAUACCCCUCUUGAAUUGAUGGCAUCACAGUAGAUAGGUAUCUCAAAUCCUUUACUCAUACGCAACU